Meriones unguiculatus (Mongolian gerbil) is the source of this 3813-nucleotide messenger RNA. RefSeq names its product prokineticin receptor 1 (gene Prokr1). Gene Ontology annotation, cellular component: membrane. Bases 284 to 1465 code for a protein of 393 amino acids. NCBI's taxonomy places the organism in Eukaryota, Metazoa, Chordata, Mammalia, Rodentia, Muridae. The record is from RefSeq and is a predicted model, not a curated record. Gene Ontology annotation, molecular function: neuropeptide Y receptor activity. The transcript is spliced from 3 exons. Gene Ontology annotation, biological process: neuropeptide signaling pathway.
CCUCUGCCUCUGCUCCGCUCGUCCUCUGAGGUAGCAGGAACCCAGCUGCCAUCCAGACAGCGAGACCCUCAGAAGGCAGACGGGCUCCCUGUCCCUUGCCGCAGAGCUCCGGAGCAGCGUCUGCUCCUUGCCCGGGUCCACAGGUUUAAAAUGGAACUCAGGUGCUGUGCCCCUAAGAUGCCAGCUAGGAAGGUCUGAAUCACGGGGAAGGACCUAGAACCUGCAGAGAGAGGAGCUGUCAACCUUGCAGACACCGAUCCGGGACACGGCCCCAGCUGCCUAGAUGGAGACCACUGUGGGGGCUCUGGGUGGGAAUACCACAGACACUUUCACCGGUUUCCUCUCCUCCCUCAACGCCUACGGAGCCCAGACUGCUUCCUUUCCAUCCACUUUCAGCUAUGGUGACUAUGACACGCCCUUGGAUGAAGAGGAGGAUGUAACCAAUUCCCGGACUUUCUUUGCUGCCAAGAUUGUCAUUGGCAUGGCUUUGGUGGGGAUCAUGCUGGUAUGUGGCAUUGGCAACUUCAUCUUUAUCACUGCCCUGGCCCGCUACAAAAAGCUUCGCAACCUCACCAACCUGCUUAUUGCCAACCUGGCCAUCUCUGACUUCCUGGUGGCCAUCGUGUGCUGCCCCUUUGAGAUGGACUACUACGUGGUGCGCCAGCUCUCCUGGGAGCACGGCCACGUCCUGUGCACCUCUGUCAGCUACCUGCGCACCGUCUCCCUCUACGUCUCCACUAACGCCCUGCUGGCCAUUGCCAUUGACCGGUAUCUGGCCAUAGUGCACCCGCUGCGGCCACGGAUGAAGUGUCAAACAGCCGCGGGCCUCAUCUUCCUGGUGUGGUCCGUGUCCAUCCUCAUCGCCAUCCCAGCCGCCUACUUCACCACCGAGACGGUGCUGGUCAUCGUGGAGAGCCAGGAGAAGAUCUUCUGCGGCCAGAUCUGGCCGGUGGACCAGCAGCUCUACUACAGGUCCUACUUCCUCUUGGUCUUCGGCCUCGAGUUCGUGUGCCCUGUAGUCGCCAUGACCCUGUGCUAUGCCAGGGUGUCCCGCGAGCUCUGGUUCAAGGCAGUGCCGGGCUUCCAGACGGAGCAGAUCCGCCGGAGGCUGCGCUGCCGUCGCCGGACGGUGCUGGGGCUUGUGUGCAUCCUGUCGGCCUACGUGCUCUGCUGGGCGCCCUUCUACGGCUUCACCAUCGUGCGCGACUUCUUCCCCUCCGUGUUUGUGAAGGAGAAGCACUACCUCACUGCCUUCUACGUGGUGGAGUGCAUCGCCAUGAGCAACAGCAUGAUCAACACCCUGUGCUUUGUGACUGUCAGGAACAACACCAGUAAGUACCUCAAGAGGAUCCUGCGGCUGCAGUGGCGGGCUUCUCCCGGCGGGAGCAAGGGCAGCGCCGACCUCGACCUCAGGACCACGGGGGUGCCCGCCACCGAGGAGGUGGACUGCAUCAGGCUGAAAUAGGCGAAAUGGUACCCCAGUGCCCGGAUGCACCCAGCAGCGAUGAACUCGGUCUUCUGCAGACGGCGGGACAAGAGACAGCCACUUCUAGUCAAGCAACUGUGGGAUUUCUGAAAUGUCACUUGUGGUCAGGGUUCCUUCAAGACGGAACUUUUGCAGAGUGGGCACCAGUGAAAAUCAUUUAGUUGACUGACAAAAUGAAGUGGAGGUUACAGCAAGGCAAUAUGGCACAGAGUGUCUGGGAGAGGAAUUCUCCGGAGAGAAGGCAGAGCCGGUUGUGUAGGACUCUCCUGUCUGUUUUUAGGGUGGAGAGCCUGAGCUACAUGUGGUGCUGACACCCCUAUCAGCACUGGCAAGCCAGGAGCAAGAGAGGUUUCCAGCUUAGCCUGUAGUUUUUCUCUACUUAUCCUGGACUCCCCACUGGGAGGGGAUUCAAAUGCAUGUGUGGAUACUUCAGGACUCACGGCCAAGUUCUGACCACCCUCACUGUGAACCUAUGGUCACCUCUUAGGCCCAGGGCUCCUCAUGCAGACGUUGGGUAGGGGGGCUUCUCUGGAGAAUGGACUUGGGGAUGACGCCACAUGGACUCUGAGCACCAGAAGAAGGGGGGUUCUGAUGGGACUUCUGAAAGCAUGUGUGCAGGUCAAAGGGUGCUGCCGUUCCCUUUCUUGGUUACCACGGCCUGGAGCACUUCCACCUCCUGAGUCCUCAGGCCUCUGUGCCUAUGGAGCUUUCCCAUCCCCACUAGCUCUCAGACAUGAGGUGUUUCAGCCCAGCCGGCCUAUUUGAUGAGCUUCCCUUGCUGGUACGAUUGGGAGAAGGAUUUCUAAGCGAAGGAUUUCUAAGCGGUUGGUGCCUGAAUCUUGGCCUGGUCACGAUUCUGGGAAUUAAGACUUGCUGCUCUCUUAAAAUGAAGGUGACCUUGGAGGCAUUACCACAUUUCUGCCCUGGAGCGCUUGCAUUUCAGUGGUGCAGCCUGGACACUCAGGAAAAAGAGGUUGGCUCCACAGUGAGGCCCAGUGACCCCACUGACUCCUCAAAGUGUCACCGCAUUUGGUAACUCCCCUCCGUAGUUUAUAAUUCUGGUCGGAGAAGACCUGAGGCCCAGCUUUGACCAUGCUGGGCACACAGAGAUAAGACUUUCUGAAGACAAAGGUAAUACUUAAGAAACUUGGUAGGAACUGUUGUGAGAUCGAAUAGGAUAUGGAAGAUACGCUUUCCACCAUUUGAAUAGUCCGACACCGCCACCGCCGUCGUCAUCACCAUCACAGCCACCACCACCGCUGCCACCACCACUACCGCCGGUGAGCUAGCAGCGGUGGGCUGUCUGGACGAAGGCAAACUUGUAUACAUAUCUUGCUUGUAUAUCUAUCAGUCUCAACCCAUUGCUCAAUGUUCCUCAUGUGAGUUAUUUUUUAUGCUUCUUGACAGUGCACCCUGCCAUCACAGCAUGUUGAUACAAACAAGACCAUGGCGGGUACACCAAGGAGGGUGUACGUGUACGUGGUCUGCAGUCAGGGGAAGGUAAACAGCAGGUUUUGUAGCCUCUAGAUCAGAACAUCCUUGUUAUCGGGUAGAACAGCUUCCCACACAUGCUCCUCAUAGGCCACCAUCCCACACAGAUUCCCCGCCAGCGUGAGCAACAUCUCUCAGCCUGCUUUUAUUCUCAUGAGCAUGCAGAGCCACAGAGGCGCCGUGUCCUUUCCUCAGACUUCAUGAUAAGACAGGGCACUAAUGAGGCUGAGCGACACCUGUGUGGGCUUUCUCUCCAAAUACAGGCAAUUCUCUUUUUGACCACAAAGUUUUAUUUUUUAAUAGUCUAUUUUCCCCAGAAAACACAUUUCAAAUAUCCAUUUAUUUAUUCUUAUUCAGUACCCACCUUACUUUAAAUCAGAAUUCUUUCAGAGGGUAAAACUUCAUUAAAGUACAAAUUCAAACCAAACACAGAGGGGAAAAAAACCUAUUUUUUUAUUUUAAACUUUAUUACAAAAAAAAUUGCAAACAAACAAAAAGAAGAACGAAAGAAGAGGAAACCAUGUACCAAAUUAACCAGACCCAAAGACUUGGAUGUCUUAGAAUAAAGCCACGCACUGCAUUCUGAAAUGGCUAAGCUGGUUUGAAGUGUGAGAAGUGCUUAGAUGAUCUAGCUUAUUGGGAUCUAGCUCACAGUUCUUCCGAUCAAGGCUAAGUAAGAGGUGAGUACUAAAUACUCAUUGUUGUCUUUUUAAAUUCAUGACAAGUGAACUUUCCUGCCUUUGGGCCUAAAAUGUAUCAAAGUUUCAUUCAUCUCAAUUGUCUGUAAAACUUCCAGGUAUUAGUGUUCUGCUUGUGAUUUUAUGGUGAAUGGUUGU